UGACGCGGAUCGUCACGUCGUCCCUGCGUGUUGACGUCAGGUCAUUUUGGAUGUGUGGCGCGAGCGCAUAACGGCUAGGACGGAAUGCUAACAAAACGGAGUUCCUGAAUAAAAUUGGCACAUAGUGCUGAGAGCCACCAUGUUAGACGGUGGCCAGUUUGUGGAGGCCGUGGGCCGUCUAGGUUAUUCUGGUGCAUCAUCGCUGAAGGCGUCCGACUUCGACUGGCUGUUUGACUGUGCCCCGGAGAACCUUCACUUCUUGCGCUUUGUCUGUCGGACCCUCAACCAAAGCAAUGUUCUCACCACGGAGGAGGCACGUGCUUAUCAGGAGCUACGCAAGUCCGGCAAGCCAUUUCUGGAUGAAGCAGCCCUGGGCGAGGUCCUUAAAACCAUUGGACCUUCAGAUGGGAGCAGUGCAAACAUGCUAGGGCCCUCUUCUUCAUCUUCAUCGUCCGUGUUUGCAGCUGAGGGGGAUGUAGCUAUAGAGGACUUGGAGGCAGAACUUCAGGCACUGCGUAAAGAGAAAGAGCUGAAGCAACAGCGGUAUAACAGGUUGCAGGUUGUAGCCACCUCCCGUGCAGAUGUUGACCUACGACUUAAUGCAGAGCUGGAGAGCGCUGCACGUAAACUAAAAGAGGCCAGUGCUUCCAUUGCAGCUGAGAAUGCUGACACCAAUGCUCUAUUACAAAACCUAACAGAGGAAGUGAGAAGGCUCUCUUCAUAUCUCCCACUUCAGCCACAGGCCAGUCACAAAGGAAAAGGAGAACCUGUGGCCCCUCCAAAUCCUUCUAUCUCCAAAAGUCCCUCUGUCCUCCUCUCUCAGCUGCCCUUGGGUCCCUACCUGCACCAGGAGGAGCUCAACACUAAAACACUAGCUGCUUUCACUCAAAAGCAUUUCUUCCAGGGCAUCUCUGACAUUGUUGAGACGUCUUGCUCGGAGCGCUUCCAGGUCCUUGACCUCAGUUCUUGUGAAGAUAAAGACGAUGAAGAGAGUGAGCACGAGGAAAGAGAGAGGGAAGAGCGAGCGGUGGAGCACAGGAGAACAGAGAUGGCCAGGCUGCAGUGGUCUCAUAUUGUGGCCCAGCACCAACUGAUGCAGGCCACGGCAGAGGAGAAGAGUGUUAAGGCUGGACUGGACUGGCUUUCUGAGAAGUCCUCUCAUACCAGGAGCAUUUCCAUGUCCUCCUCACUGCAUGUCCGCGAGGUUGCUUCCAGGAAGGAGCUGCAGGCAGUGGAGGCUGAGCUGGAGGCCCUGCUCCAAGGACCAGUACCUACUGCCCUUAGAGAGUCAGCCAGGUUGAUUAAUGUGCCGAUAGUGAGGGGAGACCUGGCUCUGCAACUAGCCAGGCAGGACUACUACACCUCCAGACAGGAUCAGGUACGAGACUACCUACUCCGCCAAAAGGCGUCCUUUGACCUGGUGCUCCUUGGGCAGGAGAUGGAGUUUAGGAGGUGGAGGACAUGUCUUAAGCAGCUGGGAGAAGUAAAUAGCAGACUGGUAAAGGAAGGUGAAGCAGCAGCCCUCAGAAUUGAGUCCCUGGCACACCCUGAGCUGGCUAUCAACCCCAGACCCAACCCUAUCAUCAGCUCCAAGGAUGCAGCCUUCAGCAGGCUGCUCCAGAUCCUUGACCACAAUUCAGACCAUGGCCGAUCAGAGCCUUUUCGGACAUAUGAAGCAUUAGACCAUGCUGCGCGUGACCUCGCAGGCAACCUCAAGGCGACCCAAGAUGCUCUAGCUGGUGCUGGUCGUGAGCAGUACUACACAGCUGCUCGUCUUAAUGGUGACUGUGAGGCGCUCCACAGGGCGAUGUACACAGAGCUGCAGCAGCUGGUCUUAGGGCCGCAGGUACGUCCAAUGGCCAUCACUGACCAGCAGCUGCUCUGCCCCAAUGCACAGGAGCUAACAGUGAAGCUUGUGAAAGCAGAGUCUCAGCUGCAGAGUUUGCAGCAUAUAAUGCAAGAAAUUAUGGGGGAGGUCAAAGCCAAGCGUUCUCAGCUGGAGCGCAAUGCCCUCCUCAGGCGGGAGAGGGAAUUGUACGUCUACUUUCAUUUGGAUCCCCGGCUGCUGCAGAAAGUAGUGGAAGAUCUGGAGCGCAAAAUGGCUGAGAAGAGAGGACUGCAGUAAAGCCUGCCAGAAUGAAUGAGGAGCGCUCAUUGUCAGCUCAACCUAAAUGGUUUCUGUGCUAAGGAAGUCAACCUUUGUUAUAAGGCUUGGAGAUAUCUCAUGAGUACACUGUGCUUUCAGCAGAGGAGGUUUAUUAAAUAAGCCGUGCUCUAGUGCAGUGUGAAUCUUCUGAAAGUUUGCACCUUCACUUGGUUUGUGCAGGAGGUGGUCAUCAACCACUUGAGGGUUCAUCUUUGGGACAACACUCAACUUGGGAACAAAGUUUUGUUGUAUACGAGCAGUGCUGCUUAUAUGAUGAUUGGGAUUCAUUUGAGUGUUUACUUCAAACAAAUUUUACAUGUGAUUCUAAAAUGUCCUUGUUUCUCUUUUUCAUCUGA
This is a messenger RNA of Epinephelus fuscoguttatus (brown-marbled grouper), 2502 nucleotides long. It is a transcript of the gene haus3, whose product is annotated as HAUS augmin-like complex, subunit 3. Lineage: Eukaryota; Metazoa; Chordata; Actinopteri; Perciformes; Serranidae. The coding region runs from base 140 to 2125 and encodes 661 amino acids. The transcript is spliced from 6 exons. Gene Ontology annotation, cellular component: mitotic spindle; centrosome; HAUS complex. The record is from RefSeq and is a predicted model, not a curated record. Gene Ontology annotation, biological process: spindle assembly; centrosome cycle.